AUGGAUCGAAACAAUGUGGUCAACCCCUCGAAGAAUUCCCAGCGAUAUCAAAAUACCAAGCCUUAUGAAAUGAAUCACAACGUGUGUACAGAUCACCCAUCUCGUCCAGUUGAUGAAAUUUGUUGUUAUUGCGGUAAAGAUGAAGGCAAGCAUCGUGAAGACUUCGAAAAUCAAAAACAACGACCAAAGAUUGAAGAUGUAUUAAUUAGAUGUGGACACGGUAGCGAGGAUAAUGGAACACAUUGUAAUCAUCGAAUGCACUUGAGCUGCGCCACUUUUGCCAAGCCGAUGAUGAACUUCAACACUCAGUAUCUCUCACUGAAGCAAAAUAACAAUGCAUUGUGGUGUCCGAAUCACUUCUGUGAGAUUUGCUUUGGAGAAGGAUUCCAGCAGACGGCCUCUUGCGGAGAACUACUACAUGACACAGAGACGAUCCGCGCGUUUCACACAAAUUGUAGGCCGAUUGGAUCAAAAAUGCUCGGACGAUCGAAGAUUGAAUUGGCUAAACGACCCACUAAUUAUACCGGAGAUCAUAUGAAGUUCUGUGGAUUGUGCGGAAAAAGUGGUGGAAAACUCCAGAAGUGCAAAAGUUGUAUCCAAUCAUUCCACCUUCGAUGCCAUCAAACUACCAGCAGCAGCCACGACCGCCUCACCACAUGCAGAGAUUGUAUUUUCGACGUGCAAAUUCGUGCCAAUGAGAAGACGUUUUUGCUGGAUCAGGGUGUACUUGAAGUUGUGACGACAUGCAAGGAUUCAGAAGCUAAUCUGCCUGAAGGAGUUGUAUCAGUUUUAUCGGACCGACAACGCCGCCCGAUCACCGUCCAAAGAAAUUGCCUUUACACCCCUCCACAAGAAAUAUGUCAUACGGUUUUCCAAUCGUGGAAACAAUUGUACAAGGACCACAAAGACCUUCCAGCAGUCAGCGAAUUCCUCCAAAAUCUCCAUGAAUACUGGCCAGCUGUUCAGAAACCACAAAAGAAAGUUAUCGAAUCUUAUGACCUGCACCAGUCAUUCGUCAAAUUUCUCAAAAGAAAUAAGCAAGAAAUACCAGAUUUCAAGCCGAAACCUGCGGAAGUGAACAAGUUGGUGAAGAUUAAGCACUUCGGACGAAAGGGAUAUGGUGUCGUCGCCAAGAAAACAAUCAAACCAGGGGACGAAAUUGGUACUUAUUACGGAGAAGUGAUCACCAUCGACGAACGGGAGCGAAGAAGGAGCCUCUCAAUCAUAAGUAAGGACAAAGAAGCAAAACAAUACUGCUUCGAAGCAAAGAUUGAUUACACUGUAGUAAACGGAGCGAAACGAUGCAACUAUAAAGAGGAUGUUAUCAUCGACAGUAGUUGUUACCAAAAUGAAACAGCAAUUCUGAACUCUUCUUGCAACCCAAAUUGUGUAGCGGAUGUAGAAAUAAUAGACAUGGGAGAUUUCGGUUUCCACGCUGUAACAAUCAUUGCAAAAACGGAAAUUAAAAGAGGAACGGAAUUAACAAUCGACUACCGUUGGAAAGAAUUCAUCUGCUACUGCGGCGACAAAUGCAAAAAUCCUCCGACUCCCUUGGAAUGGUUCCAACCUCUCUAA
Molecule: messenger RNA, 1575 nt
Organism: Caenorhabditis remanei
Lineage: Eukaryota; Metazoa; Nematoda; Chromadorea; Rhabditida; Rhabditidae
Exons: 4
Coding region: 1-1575 (524 amino acids)
Biological process (GO): regulation of DNA-templated transcription
Cellular component (GO): chromatin; nucleus
Molecular function (GO): histone H3K36 methyltransferase activity; protein binding
Source: RefSeq, a predicted model, not a curated record